This is a messenger RNA of Eucalyptus grandis, 865 nucleotides long. RefSeq lists its product as uncharacterized. The record is from RefSeq and is a predicted model, not a curated record. Bases 177 to 752 code for a protein of 191 amino acids. The transcript is spliced from 2 exons. Lineage: Eukaryota; Viridiplantae; Streptophyta; Magnoliopsida; Myrtales; Myrtaceae.
UUCAUACGAGUCAAAGCGAUUAUAACAGUAGCUUGUGUGAAAAGAGUUUUUCCGCAUACGUGACACGACAGAGAUCCUUUUCGUUGGGCUGCCGUUGUUCUUUCUUUCACCAGGAGAAGGAAAGAAAUAACACGUAAUACGCCAGCGGAGUACCAACAUUUUAUCGUCACUCGUUCAUGGAGAGAAGGAAAUCGAGAAUCAGAGGAAGCGUAGACGAAUUGGCUCUAACCAAAGCGGCCGCAUGGGCGUGGUACGAACGUGGGUCGGGGUCAGGAGGGAAGCCGAUUCGAGAGUACGAUGUCAUGAAGACUUCCCGAGCCCCAAGGCCAUCGCGGUACAAGCAAGAAGCCAUGAAAUUGGCUCAACUUGCCAAGGUUCAGCAUGAGAAAGAGAGGGAGAAGGAGAAGGAGAAGGAGAAGGAGAAAGAGAAUUCUCUAAUGGAUCCGUACGAAGUGCACGUGAUUUCGAGGCAAAUAGAUCGAGUCAUAGAGUCUAGUCGAAUCUACGACAGCAACUACCCCGGUUCCGCCAUGGUCGAACCUCAUCAAAAUCACUGGAAAUACGACUUGUCGUCGCCGGAGAGCGAGAGCAGUAGCGGCAGCAAGACGCAGAAGAAGAAGAAGAAGAAGAAGAGUUUAAGGUUCUGGCAGAAGCAUCGAGUGAUGUGCGGGACAAGAGAAGACGUGGUGGAGGCAUCAGUUUUCAGGGAGGCCAGGACAAGGCACAAUAAGCAUGUACCAGUAGUCAGAUGAGAUGUCCUCAAUGUGAUCUUACACUGGUCUUUUUCUUCUCAUUCUGAUCUUUGAUUGAAUCAUGAGGCUUGCAUUUAUGCACUCUAAAUAAAUAAAGACAUGUGAUUAUGAUA